UCUAUCUCUCUUGUAAAACACCAAAACACAGGCUUGUAGGAGAGAGAGAUGCGUUGCUAUGGAUUAAUGAUCCCAGGAAGCGAAACCGCUCGCUUCUAUCUAUCACCAUUGAAGCCUGAGUCGAGCCCAAUUCUACGGUUUAAACCCGUUACAAGAAUCCCAAUGGGGUCAUUCAAAACCAAAACCACAAUCAAUGCAAAAAUCACCACAGAAUUGGGUCAGAUGACCUUGUAUGAGUUACUGGGCAUACCCGAAUCCGGGACAUUUCCUGAGAUAAAACAAGCGUACAAGCAAUUGGCAAGAAAGUACCAUCCAGAUGUUUCACCUCCGGGUCGGGUCGAAGAGUAUACCCGGAGGUUUAUUCGGGUUCAAGAGGCUUAUGAGACGUUAUCGGAUCCAAGAACGAAAGAGAUUUAUGAUCGUGAUAUGGCUAGAGGUCUUCAUUUAGCUUUCUCUGCUAGGAGACGUUAUCCAUAUCAAAAUGAUGAGGAAAUGGAAGGGAGAAGUGAAUGGAAGAAUUGCUGGCAGUCUCAGCUAUCAGAGCUGAAGAGAAGAGGCACGAACAAGGAUGCUGGUGGCAGCAGCAUGUCAUGGGCAGCUCGAAUGAGGAGACGCAGGGAAGGAUUAUCUGAGGAACUUUAGAUAGGUUUUGUUAUACUCAGUGUAUAUACUUGUCUUUAUUGAGAUGCUUAUUCAAGAACUGUCUGGUUAGCAUUGCCAUAAGCAGCAAUAAAGUUAUAUCAGCAUGCUAACCAAACAGUUACCUGAUAUCGGAAAUUGUAGAGUUGUUUCCAUGACUUGCUGCCCACUUUACGCUGUACAUAAAGUUAACUGCUAUUGCUUGCUCCUUCAAGUGUUAUCUCCACUGCUGAAGCUAGAAUUAGUGUCUGAAAUAUAUUAAGUUUUGAAGCA
Populus nigra (black poplar) is the source of this 912-nucleotide messenger RNA. RefSeq names its product chaperone protein dnaJ 20, chloroplastic-like. NCBI's taxonomy places the organism in Eukaryota, Viridiplantae, Streptophyta, Magnoliopsida, Malpighiales, Salicaceae. The transcript is spliced from 2 exons. Gene Ontology annotation, cellular component: chloroplast. The coding region runs from base 49 to 642 and encodes 197 amino acids. The record is from RefSeq and is a predicted model, not a curated record.